Ailuropoda melanoleuca (giant panda) is the source of this 1335-nucleotide messenger RNA. RefSeq names its product probable ATP-dependent RNA helicase DDX5. The transcript has a single exon. Gene Ontology annotation, molecular function: nucleic acid binding; ATP binding. NCBI's taxonomy places the organism in Eukaryota, Metazoa, Chordata, Mammalia, Carnivora, Ursidae. The annotation marks the transcript as partial. The record is from RefSeq and is a predicted model, not a curated record.
CCUGUUGCGUUAAGUGGUCUUGACAUGGUUGGAGUGGCACAAACCGGAUCAGGCAAAACACUUUCUUAUUUGUUGCCUGGUAUAAUACACAUAAACCACCAACCAUUCCUACAACGUGGUGAUGGACCCAUCGUAUUGGUGCUGGCACCAACACGCGAACUGGCCCAACAAGUGCAGCAAGUGGCAGCUGACUAUGGCCGCGCAUGUCGUUUAAAGUCAACUUGUAUUUAUGGUGGUGCACCAAAGGGCCCUCAGAUCCGUGAUCUCGAAAGGGGGGUCGAGAUAUGCAUAGCCACGCCUGGGAGAUUGAUCGACUUUUUAGAAGUUGGAAAAACGAAUCUCAAAAGAUGCACAUAUUUGGUGCUUGAUGAAGCUGACCGAAUGCUCGACAUGGGGUUUGAACCCCAAAUUCGUAAAAUCGUGGACCAGAUCAGACCUGACCGUCAGACCUUGAUGUGGAGUGCUACUUGGCCCCGUGAAGUCCGGCAACUGGCUGAAGACUUCUUAAAAGACUAUAUUCACAUCAAUAUAGGUGCAAUGGAACUGAGUGCAAACCAUAAUAUUCUUCAGAUUGUGGAUGUCUGUGGGGAUAGUGAGAAAGAUGAAAAGCUUCUCAGGUUGAUGGAGGAAAUUAUGAGUGAGAAGGAGAACAAAACAAUCAUUUUUACAGAAACUAAACGUCGAUGUGAUGAGCUCACCAGAAAAAUGAGAAGAGAUGGAUGGCCUGCGAUGGGUAUUCAUGGUGACAAAAGCCAGCAGGAACGAGAUUGGGUUCUGAAUGAAUUCAAACAUGGCAAAGCUCCAAUUCUGAUUGCUACAGAUGUUGCAUCCAGAGGUUUAGAUGUGGAAGAUGUGAAAUUUGUCAUCAAUUAUGACUACCCAAACUCAUCAGAGGACUAUAUCCAUCGAAUUGGAAGAACAGCCCGUAGUAGCAAAACGGGUACAGCUUACACCUUUUUUACACCCAACAACACAAAGCAAGCUCAUGACUUAAUUGCUGUUCUUCGAGAAGCUAACCAGCAAAUCAACCCUAAAUUGCUGCAACUGGUUGAAGGCGGUCGUUAUCGAGGCGGUAGAGGCAUGAGAGAUGAUCGGCGUGACAGAUAUUCGACUGGCAGAAGAGGUGGUGGAUUUAGUGGCGGUAGAGAUGGGGACAACUACAACCGUGGAUUUAGCAGUGGUCCAAAAAGGGACUUCAACUCAAAACCUCAGAAUGGUUUUGGUGGCGCAUCAAACUUUGGAAAUGGCGGUGGCUUUGGAAAUAAUAAUUUUGGCGCCAAUGGCAUGCAAGGAAGAUUCCAACCACCCAAUCAAGCCCCUGCAUAUCAAAAUGGA